CAGCAGGUGUCCAUGUUCAAACUCUUCACUGAGGUGCCCUCCUCGAACAAGGGGUGGAAGGACCGGUGGUGCUAUGUGAAGCUGACCGAGAGCCCCUUCCCGAGGGAGCUACGUGACCGCUUCAGGAGGCACGAGAAGAGGAGGAGCGCCGCCCUCGAGAAAGAUGGCAGGAUUCUGGCCAUGAUCCCGGAGGGCCGGGACAAGAAUAUCACCAUCAAGGAGUGCACCAAGGAAGGAGAUCUCUACACCCUCGGGUUCCGGCGGUACCGGUUCCUGGGGGAAACAGAUGAGAAGUUCCCAGUGUUUGAGGGAGCCUCCGGAGGUAUCCCAGUGAACAUGAUGAACGUCAAAGGCCUCGCUCGAUUCAAGAACAAGCCGGCCAAGGAUCCGAAGGGGUCGGACGCCGGCGGCCAAAAACCCGUCGGUGCGCCUUUCAAGAAGCCCGAGGGCGAUGCUGCUGCGGCGAAGAGGAAGCUGACGACAAAGGAGCCCCCCCAGGCCCCCAAGAAAUCGAAGAAGGGGGACGCCGCGAAGGAUGACCCCCCGGUGGUGAUUGUAGAUGACUGUCCCGCCUCCGGGGUGAAUGAGGAGAUGCCGAUGGCGCAGGUGCCAAGGGGUGUCCGAGAGCCAUCUCUUGAGGUCCUUACGCUCUCCCUCCCGACUGGCACGGCUGACCCGAGGGCGCUCCUGAGAGGUAUAACCCUCGAUAUUGACAGGGCAGCCCUCGGGGCCGAUGAUGACCAAGCCCUCGAAGACAGGAUCCUCCGGUCUUCCCUCACGGUAAGUUUAUGAUAGUUUGUCUUUCUCUUCUUUACUUCGAACUAGGAAAUCACGUUCGGCCCUGCUAACUCCUUUAUUUUUGCAGACUUGCGUUGCCCUCAGAGAGCAGUUCCGACGGCUGGAGGAAUGGCGCCUCCACAAAGCUGGGCAGGACGCCAAGAUGAAGGAGCUAAUCCUCAGGGACUCCCAGGCCACGAAGUUGAUGGCCCAACUUGAAGAGGACCUCCAGCUUGCGAGAGCGGAGGCCGGAAGGCUCAAGGAGGAGAAGGCCAAAGCUGAGGAGGCUGCUGCGGAGGCCGCAAAGAAAUCCGCGGAGGAGGCCGAGGCCGUCAGAGCGAAGGCUGUCACCGCAGCCCGGGAGGAGGCCAUCUCUGGGUUCCUGGAUGGGGGGUGGAAGACCGAGGGGCACAAGGCGUGGCUGUCCUCGGUUGUGGAGGCCUCAGUCGACGAGUGGUGCGAGGGCCCGGGCGAGGAAUGGAUGGCCCGAAAGGGUAAACAAUAUUAUGAUGGGGGCGAGUUUUUCACUCAAGCCCUCAUCUACCGGAGGAUGGCCCGCCAUUUGAAGAUUGAGCCGAAGGACUUUGACUCGGCGGCAUACGGGCUCCCCCUGCAGCCAGACAUCCGUGUUCCCCUCCCCUCCGAUGUCGAGAGGCCAGACCUGGAGGAUACUGAGCUCCGGAGGGAAGCCGCGGGUGACGAACCUGAGGCCGAUGCAGAGGUCACCUCGAAGCCAUCGGGGGAGGCGGCCCCCGGGAAUGACGUUGUUUGAUGUGUAAUUUGUACUUAGAAAUUUCUGAACAAACUCUUGUAAUGAACACCAUUGAUCCUUCGGCUUCGGCCUGUUUGUAACAAUUACAUUUACUCCUUUUUGUGAUGAGUGAUGGAUGAGUGUUAGCCUUCGGGCAUUGUAUAUAUACAUGACUUGUUUGCUUUAAUUCAUUCCUCCUUGAAUGUAUGUCGUCGUUUUUUCUUGAGUGUAUGCCUUCGCCCUUUUUGAAUGUAUGUCUAGGACUUAGAAUAUUUUCUAAGUGUUUGAAUACGGUUGUAGCCUUCGGUAGUUGGGCACCCUUUGCCGGAUGUACAACCGAGGGCUCAGCAAUAAUUAGGAUUUUAGAAAUUUUUUCUAAGUGUAGCACACCAUAGGGCCUUCGGGCGUUUGUAGUUCAAUUGCUGUGUGAGGAUUAGAUUAAGAAUCCAAUCCUUAGGACUUAGAAAGAUUUCUGAGUGUAGUUUGCCCUUGGAAGCCCUCGGCUGGCAGCCUCCUUCCUGAUGUGUGAAUGUUGGACCGAGGGAAAAAUAUGUAGGACUUGGAAAAUUUUCUAAGUGCUUGUUGUAUCGCAUAGCCUUCGGCUAUCAUAUUCCCUUAGCUGUAAUAUUGGUUGGGCCGGGGGCCCAAUCUUUAGGACUUAGAAUUUUUAUUCUCAGUGCUGCUUCCUUGUGUCGCCUUCGGGUGAUGGGUGCCCUCUGACUCUGCGUCACUUUUGCGAGAUGCCCGGGGGCUACUCAUUUAGGACUUAGAAUAUUUUCCAAGCGUAUAUUGAUGUUGAGCUUCCGGAUGUAGAUCCCUCCGGGUGUAUGAAUAGGACCCUUCGGGUGCUCGUGAGACCCUUGUGUUGUAUGAGUAUUUGACCGAUGGCCAAAUAUGUGGGACUUAGAAAAAUCUCAAAGUGUGUUGUAGAUGUUGAACCUUCGGUCAGUGAGGAGUCUGUCCGAGGGGCAAAUGUUUUGGAAUAAGCCCCCUCGGUUUGGCCUUUGAUGAUUUGUAAUAGAUGCCUCCGGUUGUCGGGUGAUAUAUUAGCCUCCGGUAGUUGUCAUCUUCCGAAACUGUGGACUUAGGAAAAGUGUGGACUCAUG
Messenger RNA from Cuscuta europaea, 2634 nucleotides. Lineage: Eukaryota; Viridiplantae; Streptophyta; Magnoliopsida; Solanales; Convolvulaceae. The record is from the annotation of a GenBank genome assembly.